CCCUCUGACUCGCAACAUUGGGCCUCAGAGCUUGCCAUUACUGGGACUUCCUCUGCUUCAGCCUCCCAAGUAGCUGGGAUUAUAGGCAUGUGCCACAAUGCCCAGUUGUAUGUGUAUGUUUGUGUGUGUGUCUGUUGGUUUUUAAAAGCUCAAAAGCAACCCAGAUGGACUUGUGCUAAGUCAUUAAGUGCUGUGGAAACUCACAGGGAAGAGAGAACACUGAGGGCUGGGGCAAUCAGGGAAGACUUCCUGGAGGUGGAGAGAUGGGAAUUCUCAUUCCUCAGAGAUGACUUGCUCAAUUUCGCGUGGACAAUGAGCUGGGAUUAGAAGCUGCUGCCAUGCCUGCCCAUGUGCUGCUUUAUCCUCUCAACUGGAAUUAUGGAGUAUUCAGGCACAGGCCCCUUUGUGAGCAGCAGACCGGCCUGGGGGCUGGCAGCGGGACACCCCAGUCUGCAUGCUGAAGAAGAUGGGUGAGGCCGUGGCCAGAGUUGCACGGAAGGUGAACGAAACGGUGGAGAGCGGCUCUGACACUCUGGACCUGGCCGAGUGCAAGCUGGUUUCCUUCCCCGUCGGCAUCUACAAGGUCCUGCGGAAUGUCUCCGACCAGAUCCACCUCAUCACCCUGGCUAACAACGAGCUCAAGUCCCUCACCAGCAAGUUCAUGACCACGUUCAGUCAGCUCCGAGAGCUCCACCUGGAGGGGAACUUCCUGCACCGCCUGCCCACUGAGGUGGGCAGCCUGCAGCACCUCAAGGUCAUUGACCUGUCUCGGAAUCAGUUUCAAGAUUUCCCUGAGCAGCUCACCACCCUGCCCUCGCUGGAGACCAUCAAUCUGGAGGAGAAUGAGAUCGUGGCAGAUGUGCCCGUGGAGAAGCUGGCCGCCAUGCCCGCCCUACGCAGCAUCAACCUCCGCUCCAACCCUCUGAAUGCCGAGAUGAGUGCAGCUGAGCAUCUUCUGGGCCUCCGUGGGCUGGAGGCCUUGUUUCUAGUGCUGAGAGCCAAUGGCUUCCCUGAGAGGAGUGGAAGACAACCCUCCACCUGCUGCUUCCUGAGAACUGAGGAUGAAGCCUUUCGCCAUGCCCCUCCUUCACCACCUGGCUCCCUGGGCCGGCAGGAGCCUGAGCGGGAGACCCGAGAAGGCCGUGGCCUCGAACAGGGCAAGACGUUCUGCAGACGCCAUGCACCCUGAGGAUGGACCCUGGGGAGAAAUCAGGGCAGCUCUGUCCUUCCUUUUGAUGAAGACUGAGUGGGUAGGAAGUUCUGAGCACUCCACACCUCCCCGGGGAAGGACUGUCCAGCUGUGCCUGGUCCUCACCCCUGAGCUGCAGGAGAGGUGGCCCAGGGACAACAAUGCCAUUUGUGUCUGUGGCUAUGGUCCGAGUAAUUAGCUGCCCCCCCCCACGGUCUCUCUCCCUUGUCAUGGCCCCUUGGGGGCAGAAGACACUGCGGAUCGUUGGCUCCAGAGCUACCACCCUGCUGACCUAGCCAUUGUGAGGUCCUCACCUGGAGUCUAGGGUUUGGCCAGGGAGUAUGGUGACCAGCCAUCCUGGCUUGUCAGGGACUGAAGGUUUCCUGGGAUGUGGGGCUUUCAGUGAUAAAACUGGGGCAAGUCGAGAUGGCAGGCCCCCCACCUGGCUCUUGCUUUCUGGUAAACAGUGCUUUGGAGAACCCCGACUUUCUGAUGCCCCAGGUGACUACAUCUCACUUUCUCAUGGGAGGAACAAGGGCUUCCCCAGAGCCCACCUGCUCUGCACCUAGGUGUGGAUCUGUGCAGACCCCUGAGGCCUUGGGCAGAGCUGGGCCACUUACCACACCUACAGUCCGGCUCUCCAGAGGUCUGACCACCAGUCAGAGCAGUAGCCUGUCUCAGAGGCGCCCCAUGUGCUUCCCCCUUCCAGGUCUCCUAUGUCUUGGCAAGGAGCUGACAUUGUUGGUCACUGAAUACUUAGUGUCCCAAGAGAGAGACCUUGUCCAUUCUGCUCAUAUCUCAAGGCCUUCCUGUCCUUCUGAAAGAGGGUUUCCAGGGCUGCUGAGUUCAGCUGUGGACACUGGGCAGGUGGGGGCUACAGUGCAGUCCGGGCUGGGCUGCCCCCCACCACCCGUGCUCUGGAGCCGGGUCUCUCCUGGUGGAAGAGGCCAUCUCGUGGCCAGAGCCUUGCACCCCGAAGCAUGAUCUGAGGGCCAGCAACGGCUGCAUCACCUGGGAGCUUGUUUGCAACGCAGGAUCCUGGGCCCACCGCAGUCUUCCUGCAGCAGAAUCCGCAUUUUAAUAAGAUUCCCAGCUGAUUCCUACAAGUAUGUUAUAGUUUGAGAAAUGAGGGCCUAGGGGUGACCCUGGGCAUGUCCUCGGGUUGGAGGGCAAAGGCUUUCUCGGUUCUCCCCUGCCACCCCCAGGGAUGUGAGUCUGGGCUCAGCCUCCUUCCAACCCAGCCCUGGGAGACCCGUAGCCUCUUGGAUCUCUCCAGAGUCUGCAUGACACUCCCUUUGAAGGGGGUGAUCGCAUCACCAGGAGAUGAGGGUUGGGUGUGCGUGGCCAUCUGGAUCCUACCUCUGGUUCACCCCUGCAUGCCAGGCGGCCUGCUCCAGGUCCUAUCCCUGGCCCUGUGAUAGGCUGCUUCUGGAAGUUCCUUCUACUCUGCUUAGACAGCAGGCCCUUGCCUCUCUGGGAAAGCGUGGGCAGUCGGAGGAGCUCCCAAAUCCAGGCUCACAGUGUGAGCGAGCCCUUAGCUUCAGUCUGCAAUAAAGAAUGUGUUGGUUC
This is a messenger RNA of Marmota monax (woodchuck), 2758 nucleotides long. It is a transcript of the gene Lrrc20, whose product is annotated as leucine rich repeat containing 20. NCBI's taxonomy places the organism in Eukaryota, Metazoa, Chordata, Mammalia, Rodentia, Sciuridae. Bases 455 to 1189 code for a protein of 244 amino acids. The record is from RefSeq and is a predicted model, not a curated record. Gene Ontology annotation, molecular function: protein binding. The transcript has 6 exons.